AUGGUAAUGCAUGGACAGUACACAGACCCUAAGAACUGUCCUGGUAACCCUGGACAGUACACAGAUCUUAAGAACAGUCCUGGUAACCCUGAACAGUACACAGACCUUAAGAACUGUCUUGGUAACCCUGGACAGUACACAGACCUUAAGAACAGUCCUGGUAACCCUGGACAGUACACAGACCUUAAGAACAGUUCUGGUAACCCCUGGACAAUAUAUCUACCCCAUGUCUGUCUACUCCGGACCUCUCUAUCUAUCGCAGGUUUGGCGCAGAAUGCGAACCAGCCGGACCCUUGUGAGAGGAAGCAUCGCGUCGCUGAAGAUGUAACUUAUUGCGACAGGUACUGGGAGUGCGUCGCAAGGAAUCCACAGCUUUACGACUGCCCGAAUGGGUUGGUUUUCGUGGGCAGGAACAGGGGCAUAGCUGAGGGCUGUGACUACCCUUGGCGAGGGCCAUAUUGUGAGAAAAAACAACUAGCUAACCCACCCAUUAAGACCGAGCACUGUGAUUGGCUGUACGGUAUAUUCGGUCACGAGACCUCGUGUACCCGUUACUGGACCUGUUGGAACGGUACCGCCACAGAGCAGUUCUGUAUUGGUGGUCUGCUGUACAACGAGGAUACACACUCCUGUGACUGGCCACAGAACGUCAGAGGCUGUCAGAAACACCCACUGUGUAAGGACGACCCCAAUGCCAACGUACCCCUGGGUAAAUCCUGCGAGAGGUACUGGGCAUGCCAGGGGGGAUACCCACGUCUCCAGAGAUGCCCAGCUACGUUAGUCUUCGAUAAGCAGACGCGGAGAUGCGUCAACCCUCCUACGGUAGACUGCGACGUACCGUCGACUACACCCCAUCCUGACGUCGUUGAAGACGAGCGUGUACGUCAGGGACCUAUUGUGUCACGGCCCCAGAGGCGUCGUCCAGCGGCCACCCCGAUAAACGAGCCGGUUCAGGACGAUGCUCCGUUCGUGUCGGAUAAUAAUCUAAAUCCGUCACAGCCUCGACCCCUGCCAGCACUGCCCCAGGGUGGUGGAUUCCGUCAAGCACCUAUCCCAGGGGCUAUCCCUCUUAACUAGGCCCUAUCCCAGGGGCUAUCCCUCUAACUAGUCCCUAUUCCAGGGGCUAUCCCUCAUCUAGAGCCCAUUCUAGGGGAUAUCUCUCAAAUAGACACCAUUCCUAGGGGUCAUGUAAGUUCCCCUAUCCGUCCUCUUAGACGCCCUAGCCCUAAUAGAGUAGACCCUAUCCCAGGGGCUAUAUAUCUUCACUAGACCCUAACUCAGGGGCUAUCCUUUAACUAGACCCUAUCCCAAGGCCAUCCCAGGGGCUAUCCCUCUUAUUUAGACCAAAUUCCAGGGAUUAUCCUCCUAUAGACACUGUCCCAGGAGCUACCCAAUGCCCUAUCCCUCUCUAGAACCCAUCCCAGGGCCAACCUAGGGCCAUCCCAGGGCCACCCAGGGGCCAUCCCCGGGGCCAUCCCAGAGGCCACCUCAGGGACAUCCCAAGGCCACCCCAGGGCCAUCCCAAGGCCAUCCCAGAGGCCACCUCAGGGACAUCCCAAGGCCACCCCAGGGCCAUCCCAAGGCCUGCCAGGGUCACCCCCCAGGGACAUCCCAGGGCCAUAAUCUCUAUAUUAAUAUUCCUCACCCAAAGAUUGCCUGUCCAAUGGUCCUUAGAAAUGGUCCACUGGACCAUAGCCAUGUCCCAGGGCAGUCAGGGUCCUCAGAAAUGGUCCACUAGAUCAUAGACAUGUCCCAGGGUAGUCAUGAUCCUCAGAAAUGGUCCACUGGGCCAUAGACAUGUCCCAGGGCAGUCAUGAUCCUCAUAAAUGGUCCACUGAACCAUAGACAUGACACAGGGCAGUCAUGGUCCUCAUAAAUGGUCCACUGAACCAUGACAUGACCCAGGGCAGUCAUGACCCUCAUAAAUGGUCCACUGAACCAUAGACAUGACCCAGGGCAGUCAUGGUCCUCGGAAAUGGUCUACUAGACCAUAGACGUGUCCCAGAGCAGUCAUGGUCCACAGAAAUAGUCCACUGGACCAUAGACAUGUCCCAGGGCAGUUAUGGUCCUCAGAACUGGUCCAGUGAACCAUAGACAUGUUCCAGUGGAUUUNUGAUAGUAUAUAGUUCUCAUAAAGUAUUAUUCACUUCUACUCACCUCCACUCACUUCUACUCACUUCUACUCACUUCUAUUCACUUCUACUCACUUAUAUUCACUUCUACUCACUUCUCUUCACUUCUAUUUACUUCUAUUCACUUCUACUCACUUCUACUCACUUCUAAUAACAUCUACUCACUUUUACUCACUUC
Cherax quadricarinatus is the source of this 2310-nucleotide messenger RNA. The record is from RefSeq and is a predicted model, not a curated record. Lineage: Eukaryota; Metazoa; Arthropoda; Malacostraca; Decapoda; Parastacidae.